UUUGAAUCAGCCAAUCAGCGCCGCACGCCCCAACUCCGCGGGUGCGGCCUGGCGCAGGCCAGGGCUCGAAGGUGGAGCAGCGGCUGCCCGGGGCGGGGCCUGGGGCCCGCCCUCACGACGCGUGGCCCGGAGCCGGGUAUAUAAGGCCCCUCGGGGCCGGCCACCCUUUCACUACUUCUCCCUCGGACUCCUUGGUAGUCUGUUAGUGGGAGAUACUUGUCGCCCUUCGCCUCCUUCAGCGCUGCAGACCCCUUCAAGUUCUAGUCAUGCGUGAGUGCAUCUCCAUCCAUGUUGGCCAGGCUGGUGUCCAGAUUGGCAAUGCCUGCUGGGAGCUCUACUGCCUAGAACAUGGCAUCCAGCCUGAUGGCCAGAUGCCAAGUGACAAGACCAUUGGGGGAGGAGAUGACUCCUUCAACACCUUCUUCAGUGAGACGGGCGCUGGCAAGCAUGUGCCCCGGGCCGUGUUUGUAGACCUAGAACCUACUGUCAUUGAUGAAGUUCGCACUGGCACCUACCGCCAGCUCUUCCACCCUGAGCAGCUCAUCACAGGCAAGGAAGAUGCUGCCAAUAACUAUGCCCGAGGGCACUACACCAUUGGCAAGGAGAUCAUUGACCUCGUGUUGGACCGAAUUCGCAAGCUGGCUGACCAGUGCACCGGUCUUCAGGGCUUCUUGGUUUUCCACAGCUUUGGUGGGGGAACUGGUUCUGGGUUCACCUCCCUGCUCAUGGAACGUCUCUCAGUUGAUUAUGGCAAGAAGUCCAAGCUGGAGUUCUCCAUUUACCCAGCGCCCCAGGUUUCCACAGCUGUAGUUGAGCCCUACAACUCCAUCCUCACCACCCACACCACCCUGGAGCACUCUGAUUGUGCCUUCAUGGUAGACAAUGAGGCCAUCUAUGACAUCUGUCGUAGAAACCUCGAUAUCGAGCGCCCAACCUACACUAACCUUAACCGCCUUAUUAGCCAGAUUGUGUCCUCCAUCACUGCUUCCCUGAGAUUUGAUGGAGCCCUGAAUGUUGACCUGACAGAAUUCCAGACCAACCUGGUGCCCUACCCCCGCAUCCACUUCCCUCUGGCCACAUACGCCCCUGUCAUCUCUGCUGAGAAAGCCUACCAUGAACAGCUUACUGUAGCAGAGAUCACCAAUGCUUGCUUUGAGCCAGCCAACCAGAUGGUGAAAUGUGACCCUCGCCAUGGUAAAUACAUGGCUUGCUGCCUGUUGUACCGUGGUGAUGUGGUUCCCAAAGAUGUCAAUGCUGCCAUUGCCACCAUCAAGACCAAGCGUACCAUCCAGUUUGUGGAUUGGUGCCCCACUGGCUUCAAGGUUGGCAUCAACUACCAGCCUCCCACUGUGGUGCCUGGUGGAGACCUGGCCAAGGUUCAGAGAGCUGUGUGCAUGCUGAGCAACACUACAGCUGUUGCCGAGGCCUGGGCUCGCCUGGACCACAAGUUUGACCUGAUGUAUGCCAAGCGUGCCUUUGUUCACUGGUAUGUGGGUGAGGGGAUGGAGGAAGGCGAGUUCUCUGAGGCCCGUGAAGACAUGGCUGCCCUUGAGAAGGAUUAUGAGGAGGUUGGAGCAGAUAGUGCCGAUGGAGAGGAUGAGGGUGAAGAGUAUUAACCUGUGUGCUGUACUUUUACACUCCAUUGUCCUGGAACUGUCUUAUUUGUGUUCUGUAAAUGUGUAUUGCCCUAAAUUGUUAAUAAAAGUGAUGUUUCCAUUUUAAA
This is a messenger RNA of Piliocolobus tephrosceles (Ugandan red Colobus), 1723 nucleotides long. Its product is annotated as tubulin alpha-1C chain. Gene Ontology annotation, biological process: microtubule-based process. The record is from RefSeq and is a predicted model, not a curated record. Gene Ontology annotation, cellular component: microtubule. The coding region runs from base 267 to 1616 and encodes 449 amino acids. The transcript is spliced from 4 exons. NCBI's taxonomy places the organism in Eukaryota, Metazoa, Chordata, Mammalia, Primates, Cercopithecidae. Gene Ontology annotation, molecular function: GTP binding; structural constituent of cytoskeleton.